This is a messenger RNA of Orycteropus afer afer, 780 nucleotides long. RefSeq names its product 40-kDa huntingtin-associated protein-like. Gene Ontology annotation, cellular component: early endosome. The transcript has 2 exons. Lineage: Eukaryota; Metazoa; Chordata; Mammalia; Tubulidentata; Orycteropodidae. Bases 1 to 780 code for a protein of 259 amino acids. Gene Ontology annotation, biological process: vesicle cytoskeletal trafficking. The record is from RefSeq and is a predicted model, not a curated record.
AUGGCGGGCUCGUUCCGCACACUGUCUCCUCCGAAGUUCCAGCAUCAAGUCACAGCGCCCCCUGACGGAGCGUGGUGCCCUUUCGCGGCCCAGGCGGAAGCCAGUGACGUCACUACGGCCAUGUGCUACGCAGGCUGUCCCCUGACCAAUGAGGGGCUGCUGCAGCUGCCCCAGAUGCCCCUGGCGGCUCUGCAGGCCCUCGGCGAGGCCGCCUCCUGCCAGCUGCUGGCGCGCGACUACAACGCGGCCUUGGCGGUCUUCACGCACAUGCAGCGCCUGGCGUGGGAGCACGGCACCCACCCGGUGCAGCCGUCGCCGCCACCGCUGCUGGGGCCGCCGCUGCCCGGGGCCGCCGCGGGCCCCGACACGGCCUCCGCACUACCAGUGCCGCUCGCUGCUAACGGUGCCUCCGCGGUGCCCUCGCCUGCCGCGCUGGGUGCCUUCUCCGACGUGCUGGUCCGCUGCGAGGUGUCCCGCGUGCUGCUGCUGCUGCUCCUGCUCCUGCAGCCACCGCCCGGCAAGUUGCUGCCCGCGCACUCCCAGACCUUGGAGAAGUACUCUUGGGAGGCUUUCGACGGCCACGGGCAGGAGAGCAGUGGCCAGCUUCCCGAGGAGCUCUUUCUGCUGCUCCAGUCCUUGGUCAUGGCGACCCACGAAAAGGACAUCGAAGCCGUCAAGUCACUGCAGGCGGAGAUGUGGCCACUGCUGAGCGCCGAGCAGAACCACCUCGUUCACCUCGUGCUGCAAGAAACCAUCUCCCCCUCGGGACAGGGCAUCUGA